Drosophila arizonae is the source of this 531-nucleotide messenger RNA. RefSeq lists its product as uncharacterized. NCBI's taxonomy places the organism in Eukaryota, Metazoa, Arthropoda, Insecta, Diptera, Drosophilidae. The record is from RefSeq and is a predicted model, not a curated record.
AUGUUUCGCUUGAUGGCCCUACUAAUUUUGGGGCUUGCAGUAAACCUGAAUAUAGCAAAGAAUCGAAAUUUGAGGCUACGCUGGAGCACUUUCGAAUGUCAGGUGCAUUCCGACUAUAUAUCAGAAUACAAAUGUGAUGUGGUGCAGCCGCGACGCUCAGCUUUCAAUGUGGAACUUAAUUUGCUACAAGAGCUAAAAGCUGUAAAAAUACAUUCUCUAAUAUCCACAACGUAUACGACAGCUGGAAUAUACCAAAAAUUAUUUGAGAACACUCUGAAUGCUUGCCGUGUUAUAUCCCAGGUGUCGCGAAAGGGAAUAAUUUCCAAUAUCUAUAGCUCUAUAAUUAAGGCCACCAAUCAGCCAACGAAAUGUCCAAUAAGCAAGGGCUUGCUUUACUAUUAUAAUAUUAGCGUGGAAGAGGCAAUGCCUAGCUUCGUGCCCGUCAGCCAUCUAAUGACCCAGGUCCACUUCUUUGAUCGGAAUCAAUGUUAUUUGAAUAUUACGCUCGAAGGGACUGUAUCGAAUACCUAA